UUUUACUGAAUUGGUCUAUGUCAAAUAUGAUUAGACUUGAAACUGAUUAUGAUGUAAAUCUACUUCGACAUCGUUAUUUGUUAAUCUUGAAACGAGAGGAACAAACGUCGGCAAAUAAUAGAUGAAAGGUUAGCCCUUUCUAAAGAUUAAAAUUUAUCUAAUGUUUAGUGUAAGUUCCUCAGUUAUUUCGAAGCUAAGAAACACUGUUUUCUCUUACGUCAACAGUAUCAUCGAUCCAUUCGCAAUCGGCACGACAAGUGAAUGAGUCAUUCCACAUAUAACAGCUACAGGUCUAAGGCUAGAUAAUAUUUCAUUUAGUUUUCAUAUUGUUGACACAAUAUCUACUUCAUGUAGUUAUACAUGUCAUAUACGUUAGGCACCCCGAUUUCCUUUUCUGCAAACAUGCAAUGUUAUUUCUUGACGAAAUGACGUGUCUUCUUUUUGAAUGCUUUUGAACGAAUUUAUAGGUGCCAAUAAUGACAUUUAAAAGUGAUAGCCCGCGAAUGUUUGUAAACAUUGUGUAAAAAAAACAUAUAAUUAUGAAAUCCACAAAGAGUUUAAUAUUACAUAGAAAUGUAACUAGGUUACGGAACACAAACAAAAGAUAUUAUAGUGAAAUAUUUCCUUCCAGUGAAGUUGUAAUCAUUAAAAAUAAAACUAAAAAGAAGGAUGCUAACCUCAAAACUGAAAAAGUUGCUGAAAGCAAUAAUAUUAGUAACAAUUCUAAAGAGUACAGAGUCAAUGAGGUCAAUAUACAAAUGAUAUCAAGAAAUAUUUACGAACAACUGUUUAAAAGCCAAGCUCAAAAUCUAGACAAAGAUUUGAUAAAAAGUUGCCAAGACAAUUUACUGAGGCAUGGUAUUGACUACAAGAAGUGCAGUCAUCUACCUGAUGUGGACUUGAAGCUGCCUGCAUUAGAAGGAAAAGAUAUUGUGGAACAUUUCUAUAACAUCGGAGAGAAACAAUCAGCUCCUUACAGAGAAUUAUUAAAUACACUGGCUAGAUGUAAACUACCAGCAAUGCCAAAGAAAUGGUCUAAAGCUGCAGGCUGGACGAAGUAUACAGGUGAGAAACAAGAGCAGGUGCCCUGUCCGCCAGAUGACGCCCUAAUAUUUGAUGUGGAAGUGCUAAUGUCAGCUGGGAAGAGACCUACCCUGGCUUGUGCUGUGUCCACAGAAGCAUGGUAUGGUUGGGUCAGUGAACCGGUUGCGAAGGGGGCUCCCCAUGAAGUUUAUGAGAAUAUAAACUAUGAUGACCUGAUACCAUUGGAGACAGAUGGUAGGAAGCCUUGUGGCGAUCUCAGCAGGCAUCGAGUUGUGGUCGGACAUAACGUGUCCUUCGACAGAGCUAAGAUUAAAGAGCAAUACUGGCUGAAUAGAACUGGUGUGCGUUUCAUGGAUACUAUGUCGAUGCACACAUGCGUCAGCGGGGUCACCAGCUACCAGCGGACAGUCCUCAAAGCGAAGAACAAGGAGCCGAACCCUUCAGAUGAAGACUGGAUGGAGAUCAGCUCCCUCAACAAUCUUAGCGAGGUCCACAACCUAUACUGCGGUUCGCUCAUCGACAAGCAAACGCGAGAUGUAUUCGUGGACGGUACGAUGCAGGAUGUUCACGAUAACUUCGAAGUGUUGAUGCAGUACUGUGCUGGAGAUGUGGUCGCGACUCACAGUAUACUGCGGGAGUUGUUGCCGCUGUUCCUGCAGAGAUUCCCCCACCCCGUCACUUUGGCUGGCAUGUUGGAGUUAGGAUCAGCAUACCUGCCAGUAAACUCGAACUGGUUACAGUACAUAGAUUCAGCUGAAACAGUCUUCGAAGAUCUGAAGUUAGAAUCUCGACAGCUGCUAUCACUGAAAGCCGAUGAGGCUUGCCGCAUGAUGGCCGACGAGUCAUACAAGAAAGAUCUCUGGAUGUGGGACCAAGACUGGUCUGUACAAACACUCAAGUUAAAAAAACAAACCACUAAGAAGAAAAAAGAAGAAAUCAAAAUACCUGUAAUUGAAGAUUUAAGUACAAAUAAAGAAACAGCCAGUGACGAAAAUAAGGUUUCCUUUGGUGACCUUGUAACGGCUGCCAAUGAAAAACAUAAAGUAUUAAAUGAAGCCUACCUCAAUGAUCUCGAUAAUAAUAUUACUAGUACAACUAAAGAGAUUGAAGAUUUGAAUAAAGCAUUUUCUCACUUAUUCGCUUUUGGCGAUCAGUUGCCGGUGAAAAGGCCGUAUUUGGCUGGAUACCCGGCGUGGUACAGGAAACUUUGUACGAAGCCGGGCAAAGAGGAAGAUUGGACUCCCGGAGCUAAUAAUAUUACUACAAGUAUGCAAAUCACACCAAAACUCCUCCGUUUAUCGUGGGAGGGGUACCCCCUCCACCACAUAAAGUCUGAAGGCUGGGGAUUCCUGGUCCCUUUCAGUCACCAUCACGCAGACGACGCUGAGGAACCACUCGUGCCUUUGAAACAGCUGUUGGAAGCUUGUCCCUUGACGUUUUGUAAGGAGAGCGAGUACCAACCCGAUGUCUACGCGCUGCCGAAGACUGUUGAGGAAGACUUAGGUAGACGCGCCUACUACGCUAGGAAGAAACUUGAUGAACAAGCAGCCGCCAACCAAUACCACGGACUCGGAGUGUGGUGCGGGAUACAAAUUCAAGGUUGUUGCCAUUUCCUUCGGCUUCCGCAUAAGGAUGGGCCAAAGUAUAAAGUUGGUAAUCCAUUAGCUAAAGACUUUUUGGACAUGUUCAGUCAAAACGUACUCUCCGCUCAAGGGAAUGAGGCUGAAAAAGUGCUGACAUAUGCUCGCAUGAUGUCGUACUGGCGUAACAACAGGGAGCGCAUACUGAGCCAGCAAGUAGUUUGGCUGCCGGCUGAGCUGCUCCCGCCAGCUCUGCGCGGCUCCUUGCGGCAGUACGGCGCGAUCAUACCGCAGGUGGUCGUCUGCGGGACGCUGACUAGGCGUGCUAGUGAGCCGACUUGGAUGACGGCGAGCAACGCUCAGGCGGAGCGCGUGGGCUCCGAGCUGCGGGCGAUGGUGCAGGCGCCGCCGGGGUACAAGUUUGUAGGGGCUGAUGUUGACUCACAGGAGCUAUGGAUAGCGGCGUUGCUAGGCGACAGUACGCUAGGCCUGUGUGGCGGCAGUGCGUUCGGCUGGGCGGUGCUCGCUGGGGACAAGAGCCGCAAGACUGACCUCCACUCGUUAACAGCCACAGCCGCCUCUAUAUCCAGGGACCACGCCAAAGUUAUCAACUAUGCUAGGAUAUAUGGUGCCGGACAAAACUUUGCAGAGAGACUGUUGAAACAGUUCAACCCGACUAUGACGAUAUCUGAGGCGAAGAGCAAAGCAGCCAAGAUGUUCACCACGACGAAGGGAAAGCGCGUGUACCGUCUCAAGACGCAAUACAUGGAGGGGUUCAUGGACGAGGAUCUGGCAGACCAGGCGGUGGAGAUGACGUCAUAUCAAGCGAUGCGUCUCGCCAAGCUGAGUGGCAAGAGUGUUGAGGACAUGUUCCACAGACCCAAGUGGAUCGGCGGGACCGAGUCCGACAUGUUCAAUAAACUGGAGGAGAUUGCCGAGUCCGUGUCGCCGUCGACGGCGUUCCUGCGCGGGCGGCUGUCCCGCUCGCUGGAGGGGGCGCGCGGGCGCUGGGCGGGCACGCGCCUCAACUGGGCCGUGCAGAGCGCCGCCGCGGACUUCCUGCAUCUCAUGCUCGUCAGCAUGGCGCAGCUGGCGCCCACGGCCAGGUUCUGCCUCAGUUUUCAUGACGAAGUCAGAUACAUGGUGUCUGAUGAACACAAAUAUGAGACCGCGUUGGCGCUGCAAAUUACGAACUUAUUCACAAGAGCCUUCUGCUCGCAGAGGGUUGGAAUAAACGACCUCCCAUUAUCAGUGGCGUUCUUCACAGCAGUGGAAGUGGAUCAAGUAUUAAGAAAGGAGUCUAACUUGAGUUGUACGACGCCAUCGAACCCCCACGGUUUGGAGAAGGGUUAUGGAAUACCCGACGGAGAGUCCCUCAAUAUAUUCGACGUGCUAGAAAAGUGUAAUAUUAAAAAUAAAAUACCCACCAAAUAAUAACA
Messenger RNA from Trichoplusia ni (cabbage looper), 4063 nucleotides. It is a transcript of the gene tam, whose product is annotated as DNA polymerase subunit gamma-1, mitochondrial. Gene Ontology annotation, biological process: mitochondrial DNA replication. Gene Ontology annotation, molecular function: DNA binding; DNA-directed DNA polymerase activity; 3'-5' exonuclease activity. The transcript is spliced from 18 exons. Gene Ontology annotation, cellular component: gamma DNA polymerase complex; mitochondrion. The coding region runs from base 540 to 4058 and encodes 1172 amino acids. NCBI's taxonomy places the organism in Eukaryota, Metazoa, Arthropoda, Insecta, Lepidoptera, Noctuidae. The record is from RefSeq and is a predicted model, not a curated record.